AUGGCGGACCCCGUAAGAAACAUCAUCAUUAAGCUUGGAAGUAAGGUACACCCUACGGCGGCAGCCCUCAAACACAUUCAGACGCUUCUACAGUUGGCUAUGAAGAAGAAGCUCAAGCUUGAUCCUCUGCUUCGCGACGAGAUUCUGGUGACUGUUAUGUCCAACUAUCCGGAAUUUUAUGCUGAAUGGUCGGCAGAUGAUGUAACUGAACUUCUUGUGUUGGUCGCCGAAGCCAGUGAUGACAAUCUGUUGAAGAAGCUCGACGAUGAGAGGAGUCCCAAGCUCUGUAUCUUGAAGCUGCUCAGAGAGAAGCAACACACAGACAGGAGGUUCUUCGACAACGGACCUGUUGAUUCUUCUAUUCCAUCGUCUGUGUCUGUUUUGCCUGAAAAUCAAUCUGCUUUGGGUUCCGAGAAGUCCCCUGUGAAUGUUGACCCUCUAUCUUUGCCUGUGACUAAUUUUGCUGGUGAAAAAUCUGAUGCGUUGCAUGUGUCUGAUGAGAAAACAAAGUCCUCUGAUAAGCCAAAUCCACUGAGUCUGGUUGUUUAUGCUUCUGAGAAUAUUGCUCUGCCUCCGUCUGAAACUGUUAAUGUCUCUAAAGAGUCUUGUCCUGCUGUUGAUCCUCCUGCCUUACCUGCAACUGUUAAUACUGUUGAUUUAUCAAGUCCUCACAAGUCUGAGAAAACAGGUGGAGUCCCUGUUUACACUGCAACAUCUUUAGGAGAAAGCCUGGAACAUGUGCGACAUUUUGCUGGGUUACCAUCUGCUUCGAUCCCUCAACCUUAUCGAGUGAUACACCCUUCAGAAUCCUCCAGUGAAGAUGAUAAGAUACUGGCUGAGGUGUAUGGAUCCCAAGCACCUUCUUCUGCUGCCCCUACUGUUGAGGCAACUGUUCAUCCUGAUUCCACGAAUUUCAGAAUUCGAGAGAUAUCAAAUAUUGUUGGGAGCUCAUCUGCAAAUGUUUCUCCUGUGAAGAAGAGAAAGUCGAGUGAGACUGCUAAGCCUGAAGGAGACCCACCUAUCCACCAAGUUUUCAAGACUCUACGUUCCUCUGUUAAGCAACAAGGAACUACUGCUGCUCAAGCUGCUUCUGCACCAGCCCCCUCUGCCAGAAAAGGGAAACCUACCACAAGGUCAAGAGGUCGAAGUGUAACUCCGGAGGUUCCACCUAUUGAAGGAAUUGAUACUACUGUUUACAAACCUCAGUUUGUAUCCCUUGCUGCACAAACAAAAUGGGCCACUAUGGUCAGAAGGGAGCUGAUUGUUCAAAGAACUGUGGAUGAGAAUCAACUGAACUCCGUUUGCGACAUCCUGCCCUUGCUGAAUGAAGUUGGUCUUUUGAAAACUGUUACAGAUGUUUGCCCUUACUCCAAGCUGCUCACAUAUGAGUUCUAUUGCAAUCUCAGUGAUGAGAUUGACAAUCUCACAGGGCGACGACCGAUGCAAAUCUUAUCAGAGGGAAGUGUGCAAGAAGAAGCUGUUACUGAAUGGGACGUGGUGGCCAAAACUCUUACCGGUGGACAUACUACAUCUUGGCCUACAGGAGAUAAGGACUAUUUGCUGAGCUCGCAUCUCACGUCUAGAUAUGUCAUCCUACAUCGCCUGGCUCUGCACAACUGGCUUCCAUCAGCUCAUUUCAACACAGUUGGCAAGCUUCUGGCAGGGUUCUUAUUUAGAAUUGGAACUAAGAUGCAGUGUGAUCUGGGCAAAUGGAUCUUUUAUCAUGUUUUAACUCUGAUUCAUCCCCGGGAACAGAAGGGUCUUAAGCCUAUGCCCAGCGAAGUGAUCAGUCCGACGCUGCUAUAUACUGUUGAUAAACGUCUUCUUUCUGGAGAUCAUCUUAAGGAUGUCGUUCCUGUGACUGCCCCAUCCAAUUCGGAACCUGAUGCUGUGAAUGAUGAGUCUCCUCAUGCUAAAGAUGUGAAGCUUUCCGAACAAUUGAAGGCGCGAGUUGCUGAUCUUGAGACGGUGCACGGCAUCAUUGCCAAGCAACUGACGGGUGCGCGCACUGAGCUAGCUACUGUUCUUCUCCGCAUGAGCCUGUCUGAUACUGCUGCUGCUGCUGAGGAUCCCGUGAAGUCUGACUGUGACUCUCCCUCAAAUGCUUGA
Ipomoea nil (Japanese morning glory) is the source of this 2109-nucleotide messenger RNA. RefSeq lists its product as uncharacterized. The record is from RefSeq and is a predicted model, not a curated record. The transcript has 6 exons. NCBI's taxonomy places the organism in Eukaryota, Viridiplantae, Streptophyta, Magnoliopsida, Solanales, Convolvulaceae. The coding region runs from base 1 to 2109 and encodes 702 amino acids.